Amoebophrya sp. A25 is the source of this 647-nucleotide messenger RNA. The record is from the annotation of a GenBank genome assembly. Lineage: Eukaryota; Dinophyceae; Syndiniales; Amoebophryaceae.
CGCCUUUUUCGCUACAGUGGAAUAAGACCUGUCAGAUGCAAGCCACCACGCUCAGACUGGCAAAUAGCUCGCGAAAAGGAAUUCCUCGCUUCGAGAGCUCGAGUACCUGGAAGACGCGGGUCGUCUAUAGUAGAGACAGGACAGGACCAGGAUGGAAGGAAUGCGAGUGAUAUACCAUAUUAUGGUGAUAGCCUGCUGCGAUGUCUGAGCUUAACAUAAUAUUCAGAUCUCCUGAGAAAACUAUGCUUGAAUUUGUAGCAGUCAUGCAAACAACAUGUUUGCUGCGUUCAUCCUUUUGUUUUACUCUGUCUACUUACACGCAUCAGUGAGAUUGGAGCUUCUGGUGUUUUCUGAAACAGAAUUUCUACACCUUCACCAUUCGACUAACUCAGGAGAUUGAUUAGUUCAUAACACAAGAUGUACGUCACCUACUUCACUUUCCUGCUCGCCACAACAUCUACCUCUCUAACCUCCCAUCAAAGAACUGACCGAAGACGACGUGACACCGUUACCGCAAGCCGUGAAGAACCUACUGAAACUGGACUGCGCGAACGGCAGAGAAGUGCAUCAAUAUCGAAAGAGGUUGUUGAUCAAGAAGUUUCAAGUCUCACCAUUCGACACCAACAGCCCAGCUGUCCGUAUCGCAU